ACUGCGUGAGCCCGGAGGAGCCGGCAAGGCAGAGGUCGCCUCUCUCCGCCGCUCUUCCCGAGACCCCGGUCGGGGACGAAUGACCAGGUGAAAAAUUAGACUAUUUUAAGAGGUGGAACUAAAUCUGAUAUUAAAUAAUGGCAACAGGUGACUUAAAAAGAAGCUUACGGAACCUAGAACAGGUGCUCCGCUUGCUAAAUUAUCCUGAAGAGGUGGACUGUGUAGGUUUGAUAAAGGGAGACACAGCAGCAUCUUUGCCCAUCAUCAGCUAUUCUUUUACCUCUUACUCACCGUAUGUAACAGAACUUAUAAUGGAAUCCAAUGUAGAGCUGAUAGCAAAGAAUGACUUGCGCUUUAUAGAUGCUGUCUAUAAGCUUCUUCGUGAUCAAUUUAAUUAUAAACCAAUUUUGACAAAAAAGCAAUUCAUCCAAUGUGGGUUUGCAGAACGGAAAAUUCAAAUUGUUUGUGAUAUUUUGAAUUGUGUGAUGAAAAAGCACAAGGAAUUAAGCAGUCUUCAGAAGAUUCCAUCACAACAAAAGAAGAAAAUCAGUUCUGCUAAGUCAGAACCUCCUUUAAGCAAUGAGAAAAUAUCUGCAGAAGCUAUUGGCAUUGAUAGCACUGGGAGGCUUAUAACUUCAGGAAAGAAAAAAGCUGUGGUGAUUCGUCACUUGUAUAAUGAAGAUAAUGUUAACAUUCCUGAGGAUACGUUAAGUACAGUAACAGAUGUUAAUGAAGCAGUUACUGUGUCUGACUUAAAUGCUGCCGAAAUAAAGAUGCCUGAAGUAAAGGUUCCUGAAAUUGAGGCUGAGCAACAGGAUAUAAAUGUUAAUCCUGAGAUUACUGCACUACAGACUAUGCUUGCUGAAUGCCAAGAAAAUCUUAAGAAACUAACUUUGAUAGAGAAAAGGUUAGACUAUUUAGAACAAAAAAUGAAAGGAAAAGUGAUGGUGGAUGAAAAGACCUGGACUAAUCUCCUUAGUCGCGUUACUCUUCUUGAAACAGAAAUGCUUUUGUCUAAAAAGAGUGAUGAGUUUAACGAAAUUAGUGAAGACUACGCUUCUUGUAGCGACACAAAUCUUCUGAAUCCUCACAGAAAAAGCAAAGUAGAGAGGCCAGCAAGUAUUCCUCUGUCCUCUGGCUAUAGUACAGCAUCAUCAUCAGAUUCAACUCCCAGAACCUCUACCAUUAAUUACUGUGGUUUGAAUGAGAUUUCAGAGGAAACAACAAUCCAGAAAAUGGAAAGGAUGAAAAAAAUGUUUGAAGAAACUGCAGAGUUACUGAAAUGUUCAAAUCACUAAUUGUAGGAUUUUCUACAU
Messenger RNA from Saimiri boliviensis boliviensis (Bolivian squirrel monkey), 1316 nucleotides. RefSeq names its product centrosomal protein 44 (gene CEP44). Gene Ontology annotation, biological process: centriole replication; centriole-centriole cohesion. The record is from RefSeq and is a predicted model, not a curated record. Gene Ontology annotation, cellular component: spindle pole; centrosome. Lineage: Eukaryota; Metazoa; Chordata; Mammalia; Primates; Cebidae.